AUGGGGCCCAAGACGAAUCCGAAGGACAAAGCAGGCAAAGGCCGCGGCAAGCAAGAUGGCGCUGCUGCUGCUGCACAAGUUUCUCGCAUCGACUUCGGGUUACCACAAUCUGUCGUAGCCUCUUUGCAGGCUAUUGCAGCACGCUCUACGCAGGACCUUUGGUCCUCACCUGCCGCGGUGGCUGCCGAUCUUACUAUCGAACAGCAACACUCGCGCCAGGCAUCAGCCUCCUACAAACUCUCCAAGAGAAUUGCGGGGAACUCAAAGGCGAAAGAAGAUCUCGCAUCGGCUUUGGCAGAAUGGGCAGGUACUAUAGGCCUCCACCUUGUAGGCCUUGUGCAACGGGUCAAAGCCCUGGGAGACAAGAUCGACGAGGACCUACGGGCCGCAUGUCAAGAGAUGGAGACGACUUUGGUGGACCUUCCGUCUUCAACGACAGCGGAACGUAUUCAGGCCGCGAGUAUGAAGCUCGGGCCAGUGUGGACAGCCCCGCAGGCUUCCGAGAUUGUUCGGAUUGCCUCGGCUCUCCGCGCUUUCAGUGUGGUCCCUGGCUCAGCUUCGAGCAGCGGCGAUGGAGCCUCAUCAACACCCGGUGCAGUCUUGGGGCCUCCUGGGAUUGGUACUACGCCGCUCAGAGAGGCGGUUGCUCUUUUGAGCACGCCAGGGGCUCCGGCAACAGCCAUGGGUACUUUGACCACUCCGCGGACGACAGGAGCAGUGGUGGUACCCGCACCGACUGGUAUACUGGGCCCUGCCUCGAAUGCAGAAGUGAGGAUGGAUAUCGGGGAUUCCGGCCUGAGACAUCGGCGGUGGAAACGUGGCAAUGUGGCUCUUCCAUAUCGGCCGAGCAAGAGCCCUCGCAGAGAGGAGCCUAUAGGAUCUGGGCCGUCUGGGGCCCUUGCGUCCCCAGAACCUGCAUCUGCGCCGUGGGUGCGGGGGACCACCGGGAGAACUCCGGAGGCGGUGCACCGUCCGUCCCUUACAGAGGUGGCCGACGACAUCGAGUUGCUGCCAGACCCAUCGUCGGUCAGCAUACCCACGACCUGGCUCGGUGCAUGGCAGCAAGCCGCUAUGUUCUGUUGUGCCAACGGAGGCGAGCACAUCAACGAACUUACCGCCGACCCAGAACAAGACGCUAUUUGGCCUUUACAUUUGGGGACCGAUGCAGAUGUGGCAAGUCUGCAGGCGGAGGCGGAAGCGUUUUGGGUGGCUCUACCUCACGCCGCUGCCACGGCAACAGAGGAGAUGUCCGCCGAGCUUGUGGCCUCCUGUCAGGAUCUCCUGCAGAAGCUACGUCUGUGCCCGGGAGCCCUUGCAGGCGUGCGACAGGGUGUGGUCGUCUUGAUUCAGGCGACCCUUGGCAAUCUCCUGGAUUAUCGGCAGUACGGGCCGGCUACAGCACAGGAAUGGCUUUAUCCGUCCUUGCUGAUGGAACAUGGAGGCUCAGCAGUUCAGAUCUUCCCAGCUGGCAGUUGGCAAGGCCAGCCUAUCUUCACCACAGGUUCCGUGCUACAUUGUGACCUGGCCUCUGCACUGGGGAUGCAGGCUCAUGAAUGGGAGAUGCGUCGCCUCAUUGAAAGGCCGAUGGGAGGGUCUAUUCGCCUCCUCCAAGUUCGGCGUGACCGGCCCUGCAUCGAGGCUAUCAGGGGUUGCCUUUUGGAUUUAGGCCAGGAUAUUUCCCGGCCCGUGCUUAUCCGUACUGGGAUUGGCUUGUUUCUCCCCACCGCCUCGGUUUUGCUUCUUCCCGAAGUUGACGCCUUUCAAGUGUGGCCUGGGCCUGAUGUGGUAGCCCCGCUCAGCGACUCGGAUUCGCUGACACAGCCGCCUUCCAAUGCCGAUCGGUUCGCGCUUAGCCUCACAAUGCCUCAUGUUGCUGAGUCUUCCUUUCAUGAGGCCUCUGGCAGUAAUGCUGUAGUCAUUUCGGAUGACGGGCUGUUCUAUGUUGCUUCACCCUCAUAUUGUGAUCAUCUCACCUUAAGGUCGGCAGUGUUGCAGGCCUUCCUUGAGGAUGGAGUUGGGGAUCGCCGUGUCCCUCUCCACUUUGCGCGUAUUCUGCCACCGCUGGACGGUCUGCCCUCUGUGCAGUUCGCUGCACUUCGCUGCAAUGCCGGAAUGUCCCCUGCCCUUGUUGACUUGCGGCCCAUGGGAGGCGCCCUGCAGGUAUUCGGGGCCAGCAUGUACGACACGCCAGCGAUGCGUAUUCAAGCAGCAAUUGCUAGGAAUGGCGAUCCGGCCGCUAGACGGCCGCUCACAGCACAACUCGCAGCAGGUAGUGUUCAGGUCAUGCGCCGUGAGGUCGAUGUUAACCCUUUUGUGGUCAUACAGGGCUACCUGGACGCUGAGGGUCAGGAUUCCGUAGACCAUCCGCAUACGAGCGAAAUCCAUCCCCUCUUGAUGUCUCUCCAGCAGUUCAGCCAUCAUGUGGAACACUACCGGUUAUCCCUUCGCUUGUCCUUCCCCGACUCGCUUACGCGCCUGUCGUGGAUUGAUGCUGCAGGACUGCCGGGCCGUGUCCACACUAUGUUCUGUUUCUCCGUCGCUAGUCCUGCUGAGACGUUUCGCUUUUACCUGCAAGGGGACCGCCCUUUCUUUCAUUUCAAGGAACUCUUGCAGCAAUGUUCCGGAAGGCUAGGACGCGGCCCUGCCGUUCUGGUCUCACCUAUGCCUCUGCAUCGAUGUGUUCAGUUUGUUGCCCCGCCGCGGGAGCUCACUCACUACACCGUUCUCCUCGACACUGGCAACCGCCGGUAUUGUGUUGAUGUUCCACACCAAGGCAGAGGGAUACGUACUGGAGAUGUCAUCCUCGCGCAUGCCGACGAGGACAGCAAGCCCUUUGAGGUUGGGCCUGUCUCCAUUCCGCUGGGCGCCGAUGCUGUGCAGAUUUCUUUCUUUGGGCAGUGCGCGUUGGCCAUUGGGUGUACGGAGCGUGCACUGCUGAAGUCUCUUGGCAAGAUGUUGCAGCUGUCGCUGGCCUCACCAUCUGGGAUCUCCCUGGCAGCAGUUUACACAGUGGUUCUGCUUCUUGGACGUGGCCAGCGGAGCUCGCUUCCUUUGCUGGGCAAUGCGGGCAUCUGUUACACGAGGGCACUGGAGAUUGAGCUCCCGGAACCGACGGAGGCAUGUCCUGCGUGGUGCCACGAACUUGCUUGUCGCCAUACCCAUUUCGCCACGACAGCGGAUGGCCUGCGCCACCACCUCUCUCGUCUGGCACCCUUUGACACCUUUCAGGUUGCUGUGUGGACUCCGCUGGGCGGACCCACCCUUUUCGAGGCACCAAAACAGGUCACCUCAGGUCAAUUCGCAUACUUGCUAGCAGCAGCGGGUCAUCGAGCCGCUGAUCAUCGCCUACACCUGGCGUUCGACACUCAAGCUACUGUUGCUGACGUUCUCUCCAUUCCAGCUGGCAGUUCCAUUUGGUGGAUCGUGCGGGAUGGGCUGGCGCGAGAGCUCUUACGCCCAGUUGCAUUCUGGUAUGAAGGCCACGACCGUAUUGCUGUUACGCUCAACUCCCAUGGUCAAGCCUCAGGCCUCAUCGCCUCGCCAGAAGUUGCGCGCUUAAGGGCACUGCCGCAAGGAGUCCGCACGGCUAUGCACAUUGCACCAGGCAAUGCUAAUAAUUUGGCAGUCAGCGGGCCGCCGGUCCUCUCAAUGUCCCCUACCAGGAUAGCCCUGAUCCCUCAAGGCUUGCGAGAUGGGUCUUUGACACUCGGCGUCCCUGCUGAAGGUGACUUUGUGUGGACUACACCGCGGAUCGUCAAAGGGGUCGCGCAUCUUUUGCACAUCCCGUCUGGGGUCGCCCCUCCGACACCUUUCUGGUUGCUACAUUUCCGAGGCAAAGGGGCGGUUGUCGCUGUACAAGCCCCCGGUUUUGACUGGACUUUUGUCUCGCAGCAGGCUGUCGAGGCGUUCGGGGGUGACUUCUUUACCAAGGGUGCAUUUGGAGUGCAUCACUGCGGGCGAGUUUUCCCAUUCAACACUCCCUUGCCGGUGCCCCCGCAUGGGGCCAUCAUCUCCCUGGUUCGCAUGACUCAGCCCAACCAUGCUGGUUUUUCGACAUGGGAUGCCCCACCGGAAGCUUGCUGGGUGCCUCAGUUUGACUACGAUAUCUGUAUGGGACCCCUUGGUGAGCCUGCCUUGUCUUUGCGUGCGACUGACAACGCCCGACACACUGGCCGGGGUCCGGUACGGUCACCUGAUGGCGACAAUGCAUCGCUCUGUCACCACUCCGAGAUGGCUGCGCAGCUCACCCAGGUGACUAGCCGUUUGCAGGACUUGACCACCCGGCUUGAGGCUUCAGGAGUGCUGGCCCCAACCACUGGCCCGGCAUCUCGCUGCGAUGUAGACUCGAGGCCAGUUGAAGCCUUGCACACCGCGUCGACACCUGAUCCAUGGACGAGUGUAGAACACUGGGAUGGCUCCAGCCCAAGGUCUCGAUCCUGGGGUCUCCAUAGUGUGGGUUCGCUGCUUCUCCUUUUUCAGCUCCGUCCAUGGAUGUUCCUUCUGGCUUCGGAGCUCUUGGGGCUACCUGUCGAUGCUGCGGGUGCGGUCACGGAGGACCCCACGGGCCCGGAAGCGCCGGUAGAGCCCAGCUCACCUUCAUAUUCUGACCUGCAGGCGCCCACUCCUGACACAACCAUCGAAGGGGAAGGCUUAGCCAGCACUGUCCGGGCAAGUGACUCUGCCGCUGCCAGCACUAUGGUGCCUGUUGACGGUCCCACUGUGGCCAAUGUGCCGGCCUUUGACCAGGGCAUGGUUCCGGCCAUGCAGCGCAGGGUUGCUGCACAUCUACAAGGUGUUAAUGUGGCUCCCCAAGGGCACCCCUUCCUACCACAUGGCUGUCCCAUUACGAUUCACGACCCCUUUUCGCGGGGGUCUACCUGUGAACUUCUCACCUCUAGCAUUGCUACCGGACUCAUCUUCGAGGAGAUGCUCCGUGACUAUGUUGCCCGGCGAGGGUGGCAGCCCCUUGUGAGCGUCUACCCUCAGCCCGAUGCUCUCUCAGUGCACCUCAUCCCGGCAGCUGCUGACACAGCUCAGAUCACUGUGCGGGGUCGAAGGGGGCGCAUCAGGGAACCUUAUACUGCUAGCCGAGAUCCUAACCGGCCCAUUCACUUGCGGGACGGAGAUUGCUUGCAUGCUGAUGUCGGUCCUUUUGGCCCCCCUCCGCCGGAGCCGUUGGGUUAUGCUAGGACGGUUCUUGUCGAUAGCCCUUCAGGCCCAUGUUGCCCAGAAUACCUUUCUGCUUUGCCUGUUUGCGACGCGGUCCAUCUGAGUCGCACUGACCAGCGGCACGUCACCUAUUCGCUUGGCCACUACCCUUGGCGGUUAGCCCCCGACGAUCAGGUCGCUUCACAUGUCAGUCACGCAGCUGGUUUUCGUGCCACCUACUUGUGUCCAUGGUUGGGGCCACAAGGUGACUUUCAGGGUCCCAGUACGCUCACUACCGCUGCACUAGCUCGUCGAUAUCAGGGGGGUGAUAGCGCAGUAGCAGGGCUCAUGCCGGUGUGGCCUGGCGACCGGAGUGACCGACUCUUGUUUGUGCCUCAGAUGACCGAGGCCAAUCCCCUAGUUUGUGUGGUCGCGCGAUCCGAACACUGCCAGCGGUCCUUGCUCCUGCCUCCUGACUCAGCAUACGAGCAGAUCUGCAGGGCAGUGGUCUACUUGGCUCGUUUCGAGGUUGGACAAGUGCGCCUGCCACCAGCUGUUUUUGCUCUUUGUGGUCUGAGGCCCAAUGCUGACAUCCACUUACGCACGGGCGAUGUUCUCGAUGUCUUGGCAGGUAGGCAGGAGGCAACUUGUUGCCGUCCCACUUCCGUUGGGCAGCUUAAGGAUAGCACCUUGUGGACGCGCCCUGUAUUCCUUUCCUUUCCUGUACCUGUGUACCUGUGGUUGCCCUCUCUUCGACAGCCAAUUGUGCACCUGCUCCCGGCAGGAACCUGGUGGGACCCGGUCUCUCUCUCAUUUGACGGGCCCUUUCGGCAGUCUUUCGCUGGCCGCUGGGUGCCUGUGUCGUGGGCCCCAAGCCAUGUUGUUCACAUGACGCAAGCUUCUGAUGAUGCUAAUAUAGUGCAUGUUUUUAUUGAAAGCCAGGGGCAGCUUGUAGCGCAGGCCACAGACAGGUGCCAGACGGUUGCUCGUUUUGCAGCUGCUCGAGGUUUGCUGUCCACUGAACUAGUUGUCAUCGGCGUGCCGAGUAUGUCUGUCGACUGGCGGCUACGGGAUGGUGACAUCGUCUUUGAUAAUUUUCUCUCGGACCCACAGGCACGCCCGUGGGAUCCCCUCGCUAGUGCCAGCCCCAGCCGCACUGCGCUAGGAGCGAUUACGGGGGCCUGCUGGAUCGUCACAGGGUCCAGUGCAUGCUUCGUCUUGGUCUUUUCCUCUUGGCUGCCACCUACAGGGGCUGUUAGAGGCCGUUCCCGCACACCGCCCGAUUCCAGUGAAGAUGAAUUUGACUGUACGGUUGCACCGGUUGGACUCUGGAAGCCUGAACUCACGCAUCCCCUUGAAUCUUUUCCUCAGCGCUGGGAUUAUCAUAUCCUCUGUCCCUUCCGAGGCUGGAGCUCUUGCAUACAAGCGCCGGCCUCCACCACGCAUACCGAUUUCCAACAUAUCACCCGAAGGUUCUGUGGAGGAUGGGUACGAGGCCAUCUAUUGUUGGGUCCGAGCCGCAUCACAGGCAUGGGUGUUGUUUUGCCCCUACCCAGUGCAGGAUUAGCAACAAUUUUUGUUCACGCCGGAGGAUCUAGUCAUGCCGCCGUUGUGCCCCGACACUGCUGCCUCGAUGUCCUUCUGAGGCACCUACAAAGAUUAUGCUGGCCAAUUGGAAUCUGGUUGCGGUUGCCUCCAGCUUUGACUCGAGCUCAGAUGCCUCGCGACGCUUCCUUGGCCUUGCGUGACGGAGACACCUUCUCACUUGAGCUGGACAUGUACCAUCCUGCUUUCCGGUCCCAACCAUCAGAAACUGUCGCCCGGGUCGAUCACCUCAAUCACCUCAAUCUUUGGCAUGUUCCGUUUCGGCUCCGGCACGGAGGCUGGAUCUUCAUUUGGCACGAUGAGGAAAAUCUCGAGCACCAGUGUGAGAGACACUGGGUAACUGCCCAUAGCACAUGGAUGCCCCGUUGGUCUCAGUUUGUCCCACCUAGGGGUGAGCCGCUCGCGGAUAAGAUCGUUCCCGUCCCCUGCCUUAAGGACGGCGAGUGCCAUUUUGUCCGCCGUUCCGACUUUAUGGAAGCUCGUGUGCUGAUGGUUGACCCCUUGGAUGCUUCCGCGGACGAAUGCCGACUAUUGUCACUCAGCCGGCUUGGCUGUGAUAUUCCUUUCGGGUGGCAACACAGACCGGAUAUCCAGAUCCGCAAUCGUGACGGGGGUCUCCGGGACGGCGAUGUGCUAGUGCCAACGUCUCGCGUCUCUGCUCGAUCUCGGUUCGCUGACAUCCUCGCUGCCCUCGGGUUGGCCGGGUUUAGGGGUUACUCUGGCCUCAGUCUUUUCCUGCCCCUUCUCUGUAUAAGCUUACCUGCCUCCUCCAUGUUCGCCCCGCCGCAGGAGGUUCAAGGGGGAGAUGUCGGUAACAUUGGCAUGUUUCCGUGGCGCGUUCCCGUCGAGCACCGAGCGUGCCAUGAAGCAGUCCCCUCUGAAGGGUGUGCCCGUCUCUUUUCGCCUUUUGAGGCUGAUGCCCCAUUGGUACCGGUCUCCCCGGAGACAUUGGUUGAGGACCUUACUAUCAAUUUGGUUAGUUGCGGUCCUGCUUGGUGCACAGACCUGAUGCCUGUUUGGCCGAACAUCUGGGUGCCACAUAUCAACUUCCUCCCUGCUCCAGAUGACAGGAGGUUAGUAUGUGUUCUCGUGGUUUCUCCAGAGUGGCAGUUACCUUGCGACCAGCACGCUCUACCGUCCACUUCAGUCGGCCCCUUCUUCGGCUGGCCCUAUAAUGAAGCGGUGGAUUGGCGCAACGGGGACCUGUUCUUGGCAAUGGGACCCUCAGGAUCCGCUCUGCAUGAUCAGCCCAGUUUCUCCCACGGGUCGGCUGUCCGCACCUCAGCCGUCUGGUCUUACGAUUUCUUUUGCACAUGUGCUCUGCCGGUCGUUGUUUGGGUCCCUGGGCGGCGCCCUUCCCGCACGGUCUUACCACCUGGCAGCCAAUGGCGGGCCAACUUGGCUGCCUUUGAGGGCGAGUUCCAGCAACGGUACCCGGGACACUGGGCGCCGGUACCUUGGGCAUAUUCACACGAUGUGCACCUGUGCCAGCGCGCUGAUGAUGAACCUCCUCACUGGCUCUGGAGCCCAUAUCGGGGACGCCUGGGACCUGUGCUCUGCUCAGAAGAGGAUGAGGUACGGCAGUGGCUGCAUUAUCUUGAGCCGCUGUGGUUUCGGGGGCACGCGAAGGUUCAUCCUAGCUUGGAACCCUAUGAACAUCAUUGGGUCCCCUUACUUGCGACCAACUCCCUUGUUACCGUCCUGGUGCUCGGAGCCCCGCGGCCCUUGGCGGUUAUCCUACCGUCGCGGCUUACUAAACGCUUGCUCUUCAAGGCACUGAAGGGACUGUUUCCCGACAUGACCUCUCUAGUCGGCAAUCAUCCGUCGCUGCGCUCUGCAGCCUCAGAUGGCAGUGAGAUCCGACUUCGACAUGGUGAUCUGCUGGCUACAUGUACCAGUCGAUGGCAGCCCUCCCUUGACUAUCAUUUGCGGCAACACUUCAGUAGUCCACUUGAGGCACAAGAGCUCGGCCUGUGGAGCCAUGACCUCGACUUUGACGGGCCAGGGAUGGCUAUCCUACACCGAGCCGGGGAUCUGUUUCCUCUUGCCAUUGCUCUCGAAGGCACCCAGAAAUGGGAUUCCCAUGCGUGUACGCUUCGGCCUGCUCUCCAAGGGCUUCUCGAAUCUUGGUGGCCAUGCACUGACACUGCCAGUUCCAUCACUAACUGUAUUCAUUUUCGUGCUUUCUCCGCCCCACUUGAGUCAGAGGCACCGGCGGUGAUGCGUAGCAUCGACGCAGAGCCGCCAGCGGAUAGGAUUGGUGACCCGCAUCCCCCGGACCUCCAUCAUGUUCCCAUGCCAUUUAGUCAUGGGCUGAGGUCCAGUAGCAUUGGUCGAGCCCUCGUCGUAGCUGGCAUGUUCCUGAGUACCGGUGGCCUGAGGGGCGACACUGCAGCCAUCCGCAAUCUGGGUCCCACUCAUUGGAGUUUGGUCUGGCUAGGUGUUUACCUUGCGGCCUUUGGAGCCCCCCGAUGGGAAAAGUCCGUUGAUUGUUGGCAGGCGGACCUCUCUGACGUGUGCCACCUCCAAGCAGCUAUGCACGAGACCUGGUGGACACGCUCACAGCGACUCGCUUUGCCGUCUCCGCUCCCGCCAGCAUAUCACGCAUCCUGGCAACUGUCGCCAGCAUGGAACGGAGGUGUCCCUGACUCUCUGCUAAUAGCCACCGAUGGUAGCGGUGCUGGGUCAGGGUCCUGGGCUUUUGCGGUCUGGGGUUUGUUCGCCGGCAUAUGGCACCGGAUCGAUUGGGAAGCAGGAACCCUUCCCCAGGCCAAUUGGAUGCCCGAAGGCGUCUCUGGGGGCGGUGCUGAUACACGCUCCUAUCGCGGUGAGCUCGCGGCGCUGCAGGCGGCAGCCAUGUGGUGCUUAGCGAACUUAGAUCUGUGGUCCAUGCACAUGGGGUCCAUGCCCCGCCUUCUUACUAUCGCGGUCGACAACUCCUCCGCCAUGCAGGUCGCUGCUGGCCAUGCCGCGACGGAUCAGCUCGGUGCGGCAGAGACUCGCGCUGUGUGGCAGGCCGUACAAGCCCGGAUUUCGACGAGCUUUCAGCAUGUGCAUAGUCACACUGGAGUCUUCGUCAACACCAUAGUUGACGCGCUUGCUACGUGGGUGUUACACGCUAAAGCCCACCCUAGCUUGGCGUCGAGCCGCUGGGCCCACUGGUUCUCACCGCUCAGCCCCUGGCUCUGGUUGGUUGCUAAGGCGAAGGUCGUUGACGGUCGCCCCACUUAUAGGAUGCCUAUCGGCCUGGGUCAAUGGUGUCCUCCUGCGCUCCCAGAGGAGGCCAGAAGUCGCCCAGGACGCUGGUCCGUAGCAGGAUGGCACACCUGGCGCUCUGGCGCCGAAAAAGGCCAGUACGGAUGUGAAAUUUGGGUCAACCCCCGUCUUGUCACACCUGCGCUGCAAUUGAGCGACUGGCGCAUUCUUCUUAGCACGCCCAGGAUCUUAGUGAUCACCUGCCUGUCUUCGCUCUUGCCAGUGACAAUUUGUUCUGCUCACGCCCCUCAUGCCGACAGACCAGACCGAGAGGCUACCGAAUUUUGGGCUCUCUUGACCCAAACACUGCAGGAGGCCCCUAGAUAUCGCGUGCUGCUUAUUGGCCUUGAUGCCAACGGGGAUUUCUGUUCGGCUGACGAGGACGACCACCUCAUUGGCACAUUGGUUUCGCAGGCGGAGCCGGCCCGUAAUGAUGACUGUCUGCUGGAAAUGUGUCUCCGGCUUGGCCUCGUCGCACCGGCUACUUUCCCCGAUACUCAAUUAGGGGAAGGAUGGAGCUGGCAACAUACUAGCUCUAAGCGCAAGCGUCUUGAUCACCUGUUGUUCCAAGCAGGGCCCUGGGAAAUCGCUCGUACUAGCCAAGCCCUUGCCUUUGAUAUCGUCAACGUCCAGCGGGACCACAUGGCCCUAUGGGCGCAGGCGACUCUACACGCUGCAGCUCCCCAAGGACGGCGUGAUGCCCCGCGUCGCUGUCUACCUUCGGAGGUUAUACAGGGAGGACAAGCCAUCUGGAAGGACGUCCGCCUUGAUGGCUUGAGUUGCACGGGGGAGCUUGUCCAGUCACUGCUUGACGGGUAUGGCGCAUGGCGGAAGGCCCUCCCGUCUCGACCACCUCUCACCCCGAAGCAGCCUUAUAUUCAGGCUACCACUCUGGGUCACCUGAACAGACUGCGAGAUUGGCGCGCGCAGGUACGGCACGUUAAGUCUGAGGGGGCGAGGCUUCUGCUGCAUCUGUGUUUUCAAGGAUGGAAGCAACAAGGCUUCCCUGACCGUCAUGCCCACCUACAGUGGCAUCAGCAUCGCCUAUUGGAAGCGGCCAUGCUGUCUCAGGAGUACCAUCUUAGUCGCAGAGCCCAUAAUUCUGCCAAGCGCGAUAAGGCAUGGUAUUUUCUGCAAUUGACACACCAGGCUACUGACCUUUGGCACCGCCAUGGCUGUGCCAUGGAAUCCAUCGUUAAACUCCGGUGGGCGUCUCGCAGGGCCGCCGAACGCAGAGCAGUCCACGCCGCAGGAGGUUAUAAUAUCGACGCGGCCUUGGAAGAACAAUUCCGGGAGCAAGAGGGGGGUCGUUUCGUAACUGCCCAGCAACUCCGCCUGACGCAACUUGCCUGGGAUGCCUCCCCAGCAAACCCCUGCCCGGCGGCAGUGCCUACACUCUUGCAAAUGGAGUCUGCCUGCCGACGCCAGCAAGGAUCCAAGGCACCUGGUCCAGACCUUGUGCUCAACGAACUUUGGCGCCACUACCCUGUCCAAGCUGGACAGUGGUUCUGGUUGAUUUGCACCCAAACCGCCCUAACCGGCCGAGAGCCCCCCCAUUUUAAGCUGGCGCUGAUUUGCGCGCUUUAUAAGAAAGGACCAGCGGCACUGCCGCAAAAUUACAGGUCCAUAGCCUUGAUGAGUGGGAUGGCUAAAGUUUACCAUGGUUUCCUGAGAAGGGGCGUGGGGCAUAGGGGGCUCCAACUUGGAGGGCGACCUGGCGUGCCGGUCAGUUUUGCGGUCGCAGCCUUCCGGAGUGCGUGGGCUCUCAGUGUAGAAGCUCACAGAAGUUGUGCCAUUCUUUAUGUUGAUAUUCGUGCUGCGUACUAUGAAGCGAGCCGGGACCUCAUCUUUCAGGGUGGUGAACUCGGACUCCAGCCAGAUGAGGGUCGGUUAUGGCACUUAGCCAGCCUUGUCACCUGCCUCCGCUGUGACGGCGCACUUCACCUUCUUGGGGUUCCGGCAGACGAAAUAGCCUUGUUGCAAGACUGCGUCGCAUGUGCCCAUUGGCAACUUGUUGGCUCUGAUAGAUACGUUCUAGCUACGAGAGGGUCGCGACCUGGCGACGGGUUGGCCGAUGUUCUCUUCGGAGCCCUCUUCGCUAUCGCUCUUCGUCACAUCGAUGACACUUGUUGUGCAGAGGGGCUCGCAUGCCACUCAGCAAGCACUGCGUCUGGUGCCGAAGCAACGCCGGUCUCCAUUGGCUGGGCAGAUGACCUGGCCAUCAUUACUGAUUACGCUUCGCCACGAGAGCUUCAGCAAGCCUUCCCGAGAGUUGCUGAAAUUGUCUUGGACACCUUGCAUGCCCUUCGGUUUAAGGUUAACUUGGGCUUAGGGAAGACUGAGGCUCUUCUUGACAUUCGGGGCCCUGAGGCGAAGGCAGUGCGAGGGGAGCUUUUCGGACAUGGGGGGCCCUGGCAGCUUCCCAAUGGAGCGGAACUUCGCGUGACCCCUGAGUACAGGUACUUAGGGGUCGUUCAGCAAGUUAGGGACACGGGUCGACGUGACACUGAGCUGAGCGCCCAACGUGGCCGGACGGCAUGGAUGCAUGGUCGCAACCUCCUCAGCAGUGAGUCCGUGCCCUGGGCCCUAAAACAAGCGUGGGUCGCGGGCCGCAUUCUGCCUGCCGCGUACGCUACGCUGGCUACCUGCAUCGCGGUCUCAGAACGCGCUACUGCACCAUUAGAAGGCCUCUUCGAACGACUCGCUCGCACUGUGGUGGGCUCUUGGCGAUUUGGUCAUGUCCUGCAUCGAGCCUCUCUUCUCUGCUUGCUAGGCCUCUCCUCCCCGGCACAGGCCGUGCUUAUUGCCAGGGCGAGGCUUACGGUCCAGCUAGUGCAUAAAGCCCCUCAACCUGUCUGGCGCUUGUUCGAUACUGCAUGGAAUCACGCGGUUCCUUGGUGUGAACUACUCGCUGAUGCAUGUCGGGCUGUCGCUCGUGGUGUUCCGGGCCGCUGUGGCAGGUUUGUCACCACCUCUCUUGCCUUUGUGCGCGAUAAUCAACGGGGGUUGCUGAAUGCUUGCCGCUUUCUUAGCCGAUGGGGUACCUUACACAGUGCCUUCCAUGAUCUAUGGCAUGACCUCGACGGCCCACGCAUGCGGAAAGUCCUGGGCCCUUCGGUUCAGGCUAUUUGCCCUCUGUGCCGCGCCGCACUCCCCAGUGCCCAGGCGCUUGCCGCACACGUUCACCGGAAGCACUCAGUUGUUAACUGGCUCACCCGUUACACGCACGGCACAGCCUGCUUUUGGUGUCACCAUGAAAUGCAUUCGACUGACCGUCUCAAGUAUCAUCUCCGCACCAACCCGUCGUGUGUUCAUGGUCUGCGAGUCACGGUCGGUGAGGUCUAUGAGUAUGGUACCGGCACCCGCCGUGGCGGACCUCGCGGACACCGAGGUGUCCCGGCCAUCCGACUGCCUCAGCCGCUGAACGCCACGCCAGCACAGCGUCGUGCUGCUGAAGCCGGUAGGGCCUGCUCAGCGGCAGAGCUUGCCACAGAGCUUCGCCAAGUGGUAGGGGCGGCGCACGUCUACGACUGGCCCCCUCUUCCCGAGCCACCUGUGCAACUGGCCGAUCAACGACUGCAAGCUCCCCAUGUUGAACAGCCUCCUGUUCCUCCCAUCUCUCAGCCUUCCGGAGUCAUCUCUUCCGCCUCGGGCUCUGCUGCGCCCCAGUCUCUUCGGUGGAGGUGUGUGCAUGACUAUGAUGAAAAGCCGACCAACUGGGCUGUACCCUCCAUGCUGUGGUCGGCCAAGGACGUCGGACAUACUGUCUGGCAGCUUCCACAGACUUGGCACCGUUAUUGGAACUGUUGGAAGGCUGCUUCCUCUUUGCAUCCGUGGGAUGAGGCUGCUAAGGGGCCUCUACGUGCACUGCGAGGCGCCGCAUCGCAUCACACUCCCUGUGCUCGUGACCCCCCUUUGCCUCUCCUCUGCCUUCUUGCUGCCACGGUUUCCUUCCGCCACAUCUGUGCCCGUGUUCGCCUCGGGGGAGCACUCUGGCUGUGGGGUCUCCCGAGUGCUACUGGCACUGCUGUGUUGCGGGCACUGCUGCCUUCUGCCGUCUUCUCUCGGCUUUGCCUUUCUGGCCGCACGGUCUUUGUCGCACACCACCCUUGCUGCCCCCGUGUGUGGCAGCCCGCUCUGGCUGCUCUGUGCGCUCCUGUCCCUGGCGGGCCGUCUCCUGCCGUGCUCCCUGUCCGUGCCUCAUUGAUUUUCCGUUCCGAGUCGCUGGGUCGCUCCUGA
Symbiodinium sp. CCMP2592 is the source of this 14247-nucleotide messenger RNA. Lineage: Eukaryota; Dinophyceae; Suessiales; Symbiodiniaceae. The record is from the annotation of a GenBank genome assembly.